CGCAUCUUCGGCACCAGUGUGCGUCGUCAAAGUGGCGGUUUUCAGCACCGGGCGUUUGUUUGGCGGCUGUGGCAGGCGACUAGAUAUGGAGAGCACGGGGUUCUUAGAUAUGGACGUUCACGGGUGCGGGCAGGGUCUUCGGGAUGACGAAAUCGAGGCAGUGGCGAUGGUCGUGACUGCCGUCGUCGUGAACACGAUGCGUGGUGACCGGUCCUCGUCACGCGACGCGCUGGCGGAGCUCCGCAAACGACGAGCGCUGUUGCAGCGCAUUGGCGAAGCGCCAGAUUGCGUGGCCACGUGCCAGGCAGUCAUCCACUUGUGCGCCGCGCUGUCUUCUGGCGUUUUCCCGCGGGAGACCCCGCGCUGGUGGAUUAAACGACGGACUAGCGGAACAUGGGAGGACCUCCGCCUGUGUGACGACGCGACGAACGAGUACUACCGCCAAAAGUUGCGCAUGUCGAUGGCCAUGUUCAGGCAGAUCGUGGUCGCGUGCGCUGCGUACGUGGAGAAGAAGGUGACGCACUAUAGGAUGCCAUUGUCGGUGGAGCAGGUCAUCGCGUCCGCGCUGUACAGAAGAGCGUCAGGAGAGACGUACGAGAGCGGCACUUCUGCCUUCGGCAUCGGGAGAGCAACUGGACUGCAGGUCGUCCGCGACGUCACUUCGGCACUGCUUCAGGCGUACCCAGACGCGAUAAAGUGGCCAGUGGGCCGUAGACGCGCGCAGAUUCUGCGCGCUUUCCGUGACAAGGGUUUCCCCAACUGCUUCGGUGCAAUCGACUGCACACACAUCUUCAUUGACAAGCCCGUCGGCGCACCAUCUGCCAACUACUACGACCGCAAACAGAAGUUUUCCGUGCAGGCGCAGGUGGUAGUGGAUUUGGAUCUGCGGAUCAUGGACAUCCACAUCGGAUACCCGGGAAGCGUGCACGACGUCCGAGUCCUGCACAAUUCCCAGCUGUGGAGGCGUGUACAAGCUGGCGAGCUGUUCGACGCACCUCCGCCGUACGAAGGAAUCGACAAAGGUCCUGAGGAGGAGCGGAUUGACACGCAGCAGAAGGUGGCGCGGGGGUGUGUGGAGAGAACUUUCGGGCGGCUGAAGUGCAUGUGGCAUCUUUUCUUGCGCACCCACAAGACGAACCUGGAUACCUUGCCGCAGCAAUUCGUGGCAGUGUGCACUCUGCACAACAUCCUCCUAGACGUCGGGAUCGACUUCGAUGAAAACCUGUUGUGGGAGGUGGAUGAGAAUGGUGUGCGUCGGAGAGUGGAUUUGGGCAUUGUGGGGAACGGCGCGGGCGGGCGGCAACGUUGCACGAACGUCGACGGGGACUUGUUGCGUGACGCUCUUCGAGACCGACUGGCUUUGAUGUAGGAGCACUUAGACGCGUGGUGGGAAUU
Molecule: messenger RNA, 1395 nt
Organism: Chara braunii
Lineage: Eukaryota; Viridiplantae; Streptophyta; Charophyceae; Charales; Characeae
Source: the annotation of a GenBank genome assembly